This is a messenger RNA of Carassius carassius (crucian carp), 1905 nucleotides long. RefSeq names its product DBH-like monooxygenase protein 2 homolog. Gene Ontology annotation, biological process: octopamine biosynthetic process; dopamine catabolic process; norepinephrine biosynthetic process. The transcript is spliced from 13 exons. The record is from RefSeq and is a predicted model, not a curated record. The coding region runs from base 82 to 1791 and encodes 569 amino acids. NCBI's taxonomy places the organism in Eukaryota, Metazoa, Chordata, Actinopteri, Cypriniformes, Cyprinidae. Gene Ontology annotation, molecular function: dopamine beta-monooxygenase activity; copper ion binding. Gene Ontology annotation, cellular component: secretory granule membrane.
GCUGUUAAAGUGCAGUUUCAUGUCACUGCCUUCUCAAACACCUUACAAAAGACACUAUUUAUCAGAUUUUGAAAAGCAAACAUGGUCACAAUAUCUCUUGUUCUGCUUCUGCUUUCAGUCCAGUGGUCCUGGGCUCAGGAAGACCCUCUUUUGCCUUUCUCUGAACACCUGGAUCCCAAUCAGAAGGUGCAGCUUAAGUGGGGAUUUGAUGAGAUCCAGGGCACAAUCUUGUUCGAGCUCACGGUCAGCACCAGCGGCUGGGUCGGUUUUGGCUUCAGCCCCAAAGGAGGAAUGACGGGAGCCGAUAUGGUCAUUGGAGGAGUUGGACCCAAAGGCAGUUACUUCAUGGAUCGUCAUGCUGGGGGGAAUUCAAUGCCAGUGAUUGACCAGAAACAGAACUACGAACUCCGGUCCCUGACCGAGUCUGAUGGGAAAACAGUCAUGAAGUUUCAGAGGUCCAUCGAGGCUUGUGAUGAAAACGACUUAACCAUCACUAAUGUCCCCAUGAAGCUGAUCUAUGCGUAUGGACAGACUGAUGACAUCACGUACCACAGCGCCCAAAGAGGCACAAAGGAGCUGAACCUGUUGAAGUACAUGCCUCGGGUCAACCCUCCAAACAGCAAGUAUUUCGACUUGACUAUGAUCAAUUUCACUGUUCCAGCCAACCAAACCCACUAUCACUGCAAGAUCAUGAAAGCCCCAACAUUUGAUCGCAAACAGCACAUUUAUCGCAUUGAGCCGGUGAUCAAAAACUUUGACCUUGUGCAUCACCUGCUGCUGUACCGCUGCCCUCUGAGCGUGACCGAGCCGCUUGAGGCGGAGUGUUACAAAUCGUUAAGAACCAGCUUGUGUAUGGAGACCAUAGCAGUGUGGGGAGUUGGUGGAGGGGCUUUUGAACUCCCUGAAGUGGCAGGACUUCCAAUUGGAGGAAAUGUUGGUGAUUUUUUCUAUAGGCUUGAAGUGCAUUACAACAAUGCUAAUAAAAGUAAAGGUCGAGUUGAUAACUCAGGUCUGCGAUUCUAUCACACAUCUGAACUCCGUCAGCACGAUGCAGCUGUUUUGGGGACAGGGCUUGUAGUAGCUCCUGGGUACGCCAUCCCACCCAAAGCCAAAUCCUUCCUCACGUAUGGCUUGUGUGACACUGCUUAUAUUCCAGAGGUUCUGGAGACACCAACUGAUCUUCAGGUUUUCUCUGUGAUGCUGCACACACACUUAGCUGGACGGAAGGUGCGAGUCGGACACUUCAGAGGUGAAAAACAGAUUGAUUUCUUAGCUGCGGAUGAAAACUAUGAUUUUGAAUAUCAGGACGUAACAAAUUUGGGCAAAACUAAGACAGUGAAGUUGGGUGACAAAUUGCUGGUGGAGUGCACUUACAACACUGAAAACCGCAGCACACUCACAUGGGGGGGGCUCUCAACCUCAGAUGAGAUGUGUUUGGCCUUCCUUUUCUACUAUCCAGCUAUGAAUCUGAGCGGCUGUAUGAGCUUCCCCAAUACAACUACUUUAAGAUCUGAGAUGGGAACGCCAGCUCUAAAUACUUGGCUCAAUAUGAUGUCCAGUAAGACUUGGAAUGACACGUCUAUCAAUCAAUACCAACAAACACUGAAGAGAAUCGACCAGCUUGUUGUAAUUGCUGAUUCAUUUAAAAACAUAUCACGCAACACAGGGCUGAUUCCUAACCUCAGUGUCAUCCCGUCUGCACCCUGCAUGAGCGGUUGUGACACCAAAACAACUGCUUUCCUAUGGUUGCUUCUCUGUUUGUUAGUGCAGUUCAUGCAAAAAUAUUACUGAUGUAACCUGCUGUUCUAUUCAUGUCAAAGAUUAGAAGUCAAUCAAUCUAGAUUAGGAGCUCCUUGCAGCUCCACCCUCAAAGGUUUAAUAGUUUCAAUAGCCAAAGAUCCAAUA